Messenger RNA from Monopterus albus (swamp eel), 3931 nucleotides. RefSeq names its product helicase (DNA) B (gene helb). Gene Ontology annotation, molecular function: single-stranded DNA helicase activity. Lineage: Eukaryota; Metazoa; Chordata; Actinopteri; Synbranchiformes; Synbranchidae. The record is from RefSeq and is a predicted model, not a curated record. The transcript is spliced from 12 exons. Bases 280 to 3234 code for a protein of 984 amino acids. Gene Ontology annotation, biological process: negative regulation of double-strand break repair via homologous recombination.
AAACCAUGGAGCAGUUUUUUUCAUUUAUUUUACCCCUGGCACUGUUCUGUUGUGUUUUCCUUGUAUUGUAUAUGUAUUUUGUGAAAUAAGGUUUUAAAAACCACCACAUCCGGCGGGGGGUGACCGCGCUCGUCAACCGCCGUUAAGCGCGAAGAAGUGACCGCGCUUUACGUCCAUUGGUCACACUUCAUCUGCGACGUUCACACUUCGACCAAACAGCGAGUGUUCGGGCACAGCUACACAUUUCCAUUGUUUCUGAACUCUCUUCCCAAGUAUAAAAUGUCAGGUAAUCCAAUGGAACUUAAGGGAUACAUUUUACCUGAGGAGAAAGAAUCCAGAGUGGAAGAUGAAGACGAGGAAGAGGAACAACAGCCAGAAUUUCUCGAUAUGGAGGAAAUAGACAAUGUUGCUUCUGGAGGACGCCGCUUAUUGCGUUCGUCAUUGCGUCUGCAAGAAGUUGACUUCAAGGAUUUCUCUGAAAAAGUCUACCAAGUGCAGGGACACUUCGCGCUCAGGAGUCCGUGGUGGCAGGUGAAGUGUUCUGUACAAAACCGUGGGAACAGGCUGGUAAUGAAGGGGUUUCCUUCCUACAAGCUACGCUCUGACCUGGACAGAGAAGGCUGGAUUUCUAUUGUGUCCCUGUUUCUAAGAGCCUGUGGCGUAGAACCGGAGGUCAUUUCCCACUCGUUUUUCCACUCGUUGCCACCAAACAUAGAAAUCUCUCUUCACAACCUGAUGGAGGUCAUUGAUGAAUUUUCCAAAGCAGGGAAUGAAGAUACAGCAAGCAUGAUUACAACUAGAGUCUCACGUUCAGUUGAUUGGAUGCAAGUCCAGACAUCCCUUCUGCAUCCACAUGUGAUGAAAUACCUGCCAACCCUACUGCCUGGCCAAUUCAUUGACCUGCUGGGAAUCAGAAAGCAAAGGCCAACUCUGCCAGACACUCAGACCCUACAGGCUGGACUAACUACACAGCAAAAUGAUGACAACCAAGAAGGAGAGGUUGACGUCAGCUUGCUGAACAAACUGGAACACAUCAUUAAAAAUGAUGUGUGGAUACUCGGAUUUCGCACUCUUGUGUUCAGGGAGCUGGGACUUGUACGCUGUGAAGCUCCACUCAAGGCGUUUGAAGAAUGUGACAUACUUCAGAAAAUCCCACCACUGCAGCGUCACGCCCUGUUGGUAUACGACAAGAUAAAAAAACACUGUUAUUCUACAGGCAGCACCUACGUGGAUCUGACAGAGCUUUCUAAAAAAAGGUUUCCUGAAAAAUUGUCCAGUGAUCAGGUUUCAGAAGCCAUUAGUUUCCUCAGUGAUGAGCGUGUAGUAGAUGUACCUGAAAAGACAAAGGUGGUAUUGCACAACUUUUAUUUGUAUGAGACGGGCAUUGCUGACUGCCUGCACACCCUGGUGGACCGUGGACAAUGGAACAUCCCUGUAAAUGCUACAGAGGUACUGUAUGCAGCUGCAGUGAAGAGGCAACAGGAGAAAAAGCAAAAUGGAAAUGCAAGCCCUUCAGUUCAGUCAGAUACUAACACAACCCAAAGACCAUCAUCUGCAUCUUCAGAUCAACAGGCUGGAACGGAUUCAGGCCUUUCCCCUAUUAAACUGGACCAAGACCAUGUUCAAGCUGCAAAGAUGAUCUGUGCCAACCCAGUCACAAUCAUCAGUGGAAAGGCUGGCUGCGGGAAAACCACAGUGAUCAGUGAGUUGUUCAAAGCUGCUGUGCUAUGUGAACAGGAGGACAUAGAGAAGGCCUGUGCAGACUUUGAAAAUGAUACUGGAGGAUCCCUUGAGUGGGACGACCCAACAGCCUCACCUAGUCCACCACAGCCAGACAAGGAGCAACCAGCCAUAUUGAGUGAGAAAGAGAUCCUUUUGACUGCUCCUACAGGGAGAGCUGCCUCUCUGCUGUCCAAGAAGACCAAGUUCCAUGCAUACACUCUGCAUCAGGUGCUGUUUAGUUUCAUGAUGAGACAGAAAGAUGAAGAGGAACGUUUUAAAGAGUGGAAGUUCAAGGAUGUUCGUAUCUUGAUAGUUGAUGAGGGCAGCAUGGUCUGUGUCCAGCUCCUCCAUUCUGUCCUCAGAUUGCUCACUGAACGCGCUCAGCUACGGAAGUUUGUUAUACUUGGGGAUGUCAGGCAGCUUCCAAGUAUCCAGCCUGGAAAUGUCCUACAAAACCUGUUUGACAGUCUGAGACCUAUUGGGUGGACUGUUGAGAUGAUGACCAACCACCGUGCAGAGUCCCAUCUCAUUGUUAAAAAUGCUGGACUCAUCGCAGAAAUGGGGGAGAGGCGUCAGUUUGGUCAUCUGGAGUUUGAUGCCAAAGUGGAUAUAGAGGAGUCUGGUAACACACUGUCUGCCGACAAGAAGUUCAUCCUCGUCCGUCUCAACGACAAUUGUGAAUUACAGAGGGCUGUCAAGUUCCUGAUCGAAACUGCACCUGGGCUGGAUGACGAUGCAACUUCACAGUUCAUUACUUUCAGAAGGAAUGAUGUCAAAUUGAUCAAUGAACUUUGCUGUAAGCAUUACAACAAGCACACAACCAGAAACCACAAAAACAAGCUUGCCUUUCAGCCUGGCGACAAAGUCUGUUGCACCAAGAAUGGUUACCUUAUGAACAUUGACGAUACAAACAACAGGAAUGAUUUGAUUCCAGUAGACAUGGCAAAUGAUGCACAGAGUGGGAAAAAGGUGAAGAAAAAUGAUCUGCGUCUCUGUAACGGAGAGAUUUUCUUCAUCACAGAGGACAAAAAAGUGGAAGAAAGAGGACGCAGCAGGCGUUAUGUGACUCUAGAUGAUAGGGACGGACGUGAGUUCACUGUGGACUACAGACAACUGCAGCGGGAGUGCAAGAUGCAGCAUGCCUGGGCCAGGACCAUCCACACCUUCCAGGGUUCAGAGAAUGAGACCAUUGUCUAUGUGGUAGGAAAUAAUACUUGGCCCCAGACAUGGAAGCACAUCUAUACUGCUGUAACCCGGGGGCAGAAACGUGUUUAUGUGGUUACAAGCGACAAGGCCAUUGAAUCAGUCAUCCAGAGGCGUGAAAUCCCAAGAAACACCAGACUUGGAGGUCUGGUAAAGGAACAACUGGUUCAUCCCUGGAUGCUGACAGGCAUGCAGUCAAACACACAAACAACAUCAGCAGGCAGCAAAAGGAAAAUGACACUUUCUGCGGAGCAUGCAGAAGUGCCUUGCAAACAGCCUCAGGUCACAAGCACUAACAGCAGUGUGUGAUGUCCAGAGGUGAUGCUUAAUUCUUACUGUAAUAAUUGUAUUCAUGUUUAACUGUCCAUGUGGGAAAGAGCUAAACAUUAUGAGGCUGUGAUGUGUUUUUUUUUUUUUUUAUGAAAUCUCCCUCUAAAAAAAUAUGAUCAUGAUCAUAAUAUGGCAAUGAUCAUGUAAAAUAAUUGGUCAUCUUUAUAUUAUUAACCAUAAAGUUUUAAAAUACAGUUGAUCAAAUGCACCAUUUAUUAAUUGUUAGAUUAUCUUGUUAAUGUGCAAGUGGCCCUUGGGCAUUUGUUUGUCAUGUUUUAUAGGCUGAAAUUAUUAAAACAUGACAAACAAAUGCCACAACCACAUUAAGGUCUUUUAUUCAAUCCAUGUGCAUGAACUCUUCCUGCAAUGUAUUUAUUCAUCAAACUUCUUCAUUACAUUCACACCUUACAUGGUCUCAGGCAGUGUCUACAGCUUGUAAAGAAAAGAAACUGAAAUACACAGAGUUAGCCAUGGAGGCAGAAGAGCGUGGAUGGAAAGUUAAAGUCUGCCCCAUGGAGGUUGGUUGUAUGGGAUUGUAGCCAAGUCACUGUAGACCUGCCUUCACUCCUACACCCACACAGAACCUGUACUGGUGUUGAUGAUAAUAUAGCUACAGACUCACUGGAAGUGUUAAUAGUCUUCUUUUGUUAGAUAAUCUUGGUAGAACAGUGGUCAG